Molecule: messenger RNA, 2298 nt
Organism: Onthophagus taurus
Lineage: Eukaryota; Metazoa; Arthropoda; Insecta; Coleoptera; Scarabaeidae
Source: RefSeq, a predicted model, not a curated record
UUUAAGAAAAAGAUAUUUUGAUAACAAUGCCCCACGAGUAGCAAGAUCCUUAGAAUUACCAUUAAUAUCGAGACAACGACGCUCGUUGGUAAAAUCAUUGAUAGGCCGUGAUGUAUAGUUAAUCUACCUUUUUUAAUUAACAAUUAAUAUUUAUAUACAUAUAUCAUUAGGAAGAAUCAAGUUUCGAACUAACCACUCUACAAUUUAUUGUAUUUUCAAUUUUUCAACACACAAAUUUGAAUUAUGUCUCAUUAUUUCUUAACAUGGCAUAUCAUUACGGAAUUAGUAAGUAGUAGUAAUAAAUAGUUUUAUGUCUAAUUGAACAUGUGAUAAUUUAGUGAUUACGAGUUUUGUAUUUUUGGUUUUCGAAUUAUUAUUUGGUUUGCCUCUUUAUAUGCUUUAUAUAUUCUUGAGCAGUUAUACAAAGAAGAGUUUCUUCACCAUUUGGCAAUGUGUACCAAUUUUCGAAGGUGAUCACCACUAUUAUGUAUAUUAUAUAGAUAUAAAUACAUACAUUUUAAUUUUAGGAUUUGGGUAUACAUUGGCAAUGUCAAAACUUCUCUACGAACUAACUAAUGUUACUAUUGCUUCGUAUUGUGUUAUUAUGUUAGUGGAAGUGGUAAGAUAUCGGACUUACAAUAUGCAGCAAUAUUGUAGUGGUUAUGAAGUUACUCCAAAUUGUGAUAUUCCAAAACGUAAUUGCACUAAUAAGACUAACAAUCCUCUUUUGGUUGGGACUCAGUAUUACUUUAGGAAUAUGAUGAUAAAUUAUGAUCGAUUCAGUCCUGCUUGUUGUUGGAUUAAUAUAAAGCACAUUAUUAUUUUCGCCGUUUUAUGGGUUUUGAUAUUUUUGAUCAGCAUACUAGGCAUUGAACGAAUUGUUAAAGCUUUAGUCAAACUAAUAUUUGUGGCCGUUAUCAUAUUAUUCUUGAUCUCUUGUUUUGUUUUGUUGAAUGUGAACAAGUAUUAUGUUCAUUUGAAUCAACCGGCGAUGCCACUUGGAAAAUUUAUCUUUUGGUUAGAAAUAGUUCUCCAUACUAACACUCCGGCUUCUUUAGCACAUACUUUAUGGCUUGGUACAUUAUUGCCCAAAAAUUUUUCGCCGAAAUCGGCAGCAUUGAUAUUGGCAAUUGCAAAAACGUUCAUAUGCCUAAUUUUGAUGUGUUUCUCAUCAUUAAUCAUUCAUGAUAUGUUGUACACUUAUUCAUUUGCUGACCCUCUUUGCCUGAUUACUCAUGGCGUGGACGUAAUCAUCACUUUUGUGCCUGAUGUGCUUUUUAAAUUACACUUUGGUCAACUAACAGCUUUUCUUUGGUAUUUAGCGAUAGCUCUUAUCGCCUUGAUUACGCCCAUAUUUUCCAUCGUAGCAAUUGUUGAUUCGAUUUGCCAAAGUAAGCCGUCGUUCAAUUCUCGCAGAAUAAUUGUGUAUGGAUUCUGUUGUGUAAUUGGCUUGAUUAUGAGCAUUCCGUAUACUUCAAAUAUCGGAUUUGGAUUUUUGUCAUAUUUUAGCCAGAAAGGGAUGUUGCUGUUAAAAUCGAUUUUUCUGCUUUUGGUUAAUAUUUCGUUUAUAUUUUUAUAUUCUACAACUCGAAUUAUAGAAGAUUACACUUUUACGUAUGGAUCAGCUCCACAUUUAUAUUGGCAAUUCUUAUGGAGAACAGUGCCACUUUUCAGUUUAUAUUUACUUAUAUUUAUGAUUUACGAAUUGAAUUACGAAAGUUAUUUGAGUCAUUUUUAUGAUAAAUACAUCGCCAUAAGUUCGUACAUAAUAAUGGCAGUAAUCAUUUCUCCAGUUUUUAUCAUAGCAAUAGCCAAGAUAUUUCAUCAAAUUAAAUACCGAUCAUUUAAAAAGCUUCUAAGGCCAGCAGAUACUUGGGGACCUUCCGAUAUUGAUCAACGAAUAGCAAGACAAUUUUUUUUUCCGGAGCGCGAAAUAAAAUACAGAAAUAUGCCUCUGAGAUGUAACCACCAUUGUUUGGCAAAUUCGGGCAGCUUUGACGAAGAGCAUAGUAGGCAAAUUAGAAUGUUACACGAUUUUGCCAUGGUACAUCAAGAAGAGUUGGAUCCGAAUAUGACAGAUUUUGUUAUGAAUCAAUAGUAUUUGUGAUUCUUAUUUUUAUGUAAUAAUAAAGUUAUUAAUAAAAUAACAUGAUAUAAAAAUUUGUAUUUUCGAUAAAAAGAUAUACCAAAUCACAGUACAAAAAUAUAUUCGAUAUAAUACAGCGAAAAUUAGAAAAAAAUACUGAUAUAUAAAAUGCCUUGAUAUACCAAAAAUUCGAGUAAGGUGUUGUCUACUUC